GCUUGCGAUGGCUCAUCACCCCUCCCCGCGUGUCUUCCCUGCAGGGGUGACCCGGACAAGUGUGACAUCUGGGGCAACACGCCCCUGCACCUGGCAGCUUCCAAUGGCCACCUGCACUGCCUCUCCUUCCUGGUGUCCUUCGGGGCCAACAUCUGGUGCCUGGAUAACGACCUCCACACGCCGCUGGACAUGGCGGCCAUGAAGGGCCACCUGGAGUGCGUGCGCUACCUGGACUCCAUCGCGGCCAAGCAGAGCAGCCUCAACCCCAAGCUGGUGGGCAAGCUGAAGGACAAGGCCUUCCGCGAGGCGGAGCGGCGCAUCCGCGAGUGCGCCAAGAUGCAGCGCAAGCACCACGAGCGCAUGGAACGGCGCUACCGGCGCGAGCUGGCCGAGCGCUCGGACGCGCUCAGCUUCUCCAGCCUCACGUCCAGCACGCUGAGCCGCCGGCUGCAGCAUCUGGCGCUCGGCAGCCACCUGCCCUACUCGCAGGCCACGCUGCACGGCACCGCCAAGGGCAAGACCAAGAUCCAGAAGAAGCUGGAGCGGCGCAAGCAGGGCGGCGAAGGCACCUUCAAGAUCUCCGAGGACGGCCGCAAGAGCGUGCGCUCGCUCUCGGGCCUGCAGCUGGGCAGUGACGUGAUGUUUGUGCGCCAGGGCACCUACGCCAACCCCAAGGAGUGGGGCCGCGCCCCGCUCCGGGACAUGUUCCUCUCCGACGAGGACAGCGUCUCCCGUGCCACACUGGCGGCCGAGCCUGCGCGCUCGGAGGCCAGCACCGACUCAGGCCACGACUCCCUGUUCACCCGCCCGGGCCUGGGCACCAUGGUGUUCCGCAGGAACUACCUGAGCAGCGGACUGCACGGCCUGGGCCGCGAGGACGCGGCCCUGGACGGCGCGGGCACGCCGCGGGGUCGGCUUCAGAGCUCCCCCAGCCUCGACGACGACAGCCUGGGCAGUGCCAACAGCCUGCAGGACCGCAGCUGCGGGGAGGAGCUGCCCUGGGACGAGCUGGACUUGGGCCUGGAUGAGGACCUGGAGCCCGAGACGAGCCCGCUGGAGACGUUCCUGGCCUCCCUGCACAUGGAGGACUUCACCUCCAUCCUGCGGCAGGAGAAGAUCGACCUCGAGGCGCUCAUGCUGUGCUCGGACCUCGACCUCCGCAGCAUCAGCGUCCCCCUGGGACCCCGCAAGAAGAUCAUGGGGGCCGUGCGGAGGCGGAGGCAGGCGCUGGAGCGCCCACCGGCCCUGGAGGACACAGAGUUGUGA
Molecule: messenger RNA, 1266 nt
Organism: Balaenoptera ricei (Rice's whale)
Lineage: Eukaryota; Metazoa; Chordata; Mammalia; Artiodactyla; Balaenopteridae
Gene: USH1G
Product: USH1 protein network component sans
Exons: 1
Coding region: 190-1266 (358 amino acids)
Biological process (GO): sensory perception of light stimulus; equilibrioception; sensory perception of sound
Molecular function (GO): protein binding
Source: RefSeq, a predicted model, not a curated record